GUGACAAACCCGGAUGUGACGGGCGCAAAAGGACGACGGGCACAAAAGGACGACGGGCGCAACAGGACGACGGGCGCAACAGGACGACGGGCGCAGCAGGACGACGGGCGCAGCAGGACGACGGGCGCAGCCGGACGACGGGCGCAGCCGGACGACGGGCGCAGCCGGACGACGGGCGCAGCCGGACGACGGGCGCAGCCGGACGACGGGCGCAGCCGGACGACGGGCGCAGCAGGACGACGGGCGCAGCAGGACGACGGGCGCAGCAGGACGACGGGCGCAGCCGGGCGACGGGCGCAGCCGGGCGACGGGCGCAGCCGGGCGACGGGCGCAGCCGGGCGACGGGCGCAGCCGGGCGACGGGCGCAGCCGGGCGACGGGCGCAGCCGGUCGACGGGCGCAGCAGGACGACGGGCGCAGCAGGACGACGGGCGCAGCAGGACGACGGGCGCAGCAGGACGACGGGCGCAGCAGGACGACGGGCGCAGCAGGACGACGGGCGCAGCAGGACGACGGGCGCAGCAGGACGACGGGCGCAGCAGGACGACGGGCGCAGCAGGACGACGGGCGCAGCAGGACGACGGGCGCAGCAGGACGACGGGCGCAGCAGGACGACGGGCGCAGCAGGACGACGGGCGCAGCAGGACGACGGGCGCAGCAGGACGACGGGCGCAGCAGGACGACGGGCGCAGCAGGACGACGGGCGCAGCAGGACGACGGGCGCAGCAGAACCUCCCCAGAGGCUCUGGAAAACAAGAUUUCCUUGUUUAAGAAGUUCAAUUUAGAAUUAUUUGAAACUGUGGGCGGGCGCAGCAGGACGACGGGCGCAGCAGGACGACGGGCGCAGGAGGACGACGGGCGCAGGAGGACGACGGGCGCAACAGGACGACGGGCGCAACAGGACGACGGGCGCAACAGGACGACGGGCGCAACAGGACGACGGGCGCAACAGGACGACGGGCGCAACAGGACGACGGGCGCAACAGGACGACGGGCGCAAAAGGACGACGGGCGCAACAGGACGACGGGCGCAACAGGACGACGGGCGCAGCAGGACGACGGGCGCAACAGGACGACGGGCGCAACAGGACGACGGGCGCAACAGGACGACGGGCGCAACAGGACGACGGGCGCAACAGGACGACGGGCGCAACAGGACGACGGGCGCAACAGGACGACGGGCGCAACAGGACGACGGGCGCAACAGGACGACGUGCGCAACAGGACGACGGGUGCAACAGGACGACGGGCGCAAAAGGGCGACGGGCGCAAAAGGGCGACGGGCGCAAAAGGGCGACGGGCGCAAAAGGGCGACGGGCGCAAAAGGGCGACGGGCGCAAAAGGGCGACGGGCGCAAAAGACCCGGCGCAAAAGGACGCCGGGCGCAAAAGGACGCCGGGCGCAACAGGACGCCGGGCGCAAAAGGACGCCGGGCGCAAAAGGACGCCGGGCGCAACAGGACGCCGGGCGCAACAGGACGCCGGGCGCAACAGGACGCCGGGCGCAACAGGACGACGGGCGCAACAGGACGACGGGCGCAAAAGGACGACGGGCGCAAAAGGACGCCGGGCGCAACAGGACGGCCGACUAG
Molecule: messenger RNA, 1590 nt
Organism: Amblyraja radiata (thorny skate)
Lineage: Eukaryota; Metazoa; Chordata; Chondrichthyes; Rajiformes; Rajidae
Exons: 3
Source: RefSeq, a predicted model, not a curated record